AUGGGAUUGGAAUUAGCCGGAGCUGAGCUAGGAGGUAACUUUGUUUAUAAGGAUGACGUAUACUUAACUGAUUCGCAGUUGACCAAUCUUGUCAAAAAUGCUCUUACCUCUGCUCUUCAGGGUGAUUCUGCUCAUUAUAAACAACUUGUUGCGCUGAUGCAUCAUAGUAAAGACACCUUAAGUAAGGUGGAAGUGGCUGCCCUUGUGACAUGUUUGGAGACUUUAAGUGCUGCAGUUUCUUGUAUUGAUAUUGUUCACCAUCGGUCUCUUCUUGAUGCUAUAUUCUCGAUCAGCUUUUGGAAGUGCAACCCCUUAGUAUUGGAUGCUUUAGUGGAGCUUGUUAUAUCUUUGGCUGCAUCUAGUGCAAAAUUUGUUGAUUUGUGUUUGGAUAUGCUGGUUAGUAAUUUUGUGCCACCUGGCUAUCUCUUAGAGUCUUUGAAGCAACCACGUGGUGUCGCAAGGAAGGAUCAAGUACUUGGUCGUGUUCAUUCAACAUUGAAAGCUAUAUCUGAUUUAGUUCCUCUUACUCCUAUGAGGCUGGAAAAAAUAGUGAGGGAUAAAAUGCCAACCAUAUAUGUAAAGGAACCCCAACUAAUUGUCACGUAUGUGGAGAACAUGCUAAAAUUGGAGAGUGGUACAAUGGGUGAAAUUGUUGGGAGUUCAAUGCUUUCGGCGGUGGUGUAUAGGCUGAUUGAGUUGGAUGUGGAGAUACAUUGGGAUGAUAUACUACAAGAUGAUUUUACCAAAGGCAUUUUCGAUAUGGAGCUGGAAGAUUUUGAAGGCCCUCAAGAUGACUUUGAACAUGAUGGUGAUGAGCUUCAUAGGGAGAAUUGGAUAGAGAAGUUUUUCGGUGGGAAUGCAAUAGCUGAGAAGUUAGACAGCUUGAUGGUUGUCACAUUUGAACACCUUAAACUUUCAAAUGAUAAUGGCCGUCUCCAUAUGGUUUUUGAGAUCCUCCUCCAGACAUUUAAGAAAACAGUUUUGACCACUCAUAAAUCCAAGUUUGCGCAGUUUGUGAUGUUCUACGCGUGCUCUUUGGAUCCUGAAAACUGUGGACAACUAUUUGCAGUCACUCUUUUAAAUACAUUUUUGAGCAACAAUCCGACGCACGAGAGAAUAUGUGCCGUUGCCUAUCUUGCCAGUUACUUAUCUCGCGCGAUGUUUGUCUCUGAACCUUUGGUGGUUUAUAUGUUGGAAAGAGUGGUGAAUUGGUGCUCUGAUUACUGCAAGAAUCAAGAUGGAGAUAGCAACUCUAGCGCCAAUGUGUUUUAUGCUGGCCUCAAAAAAGAAAAUGACGUGUUUUAUGCUGGUUGUCAGGCAUUUAUGUAUGUGCUUUGCUUCCGUAUGAGAUCUAUUGUUUCAGUCCCCCGUCUCAGAUCACAACUAGUUUCAAUGCGGAUAGAUGAAAUUUUGAAGCAUCCAUUGAACCCAUUGAAGGAAUGCCUGCCAUCAAUAGUUGAAGAAUUUCUACGUGUGGCUAGUUCCUCUCACGUAUUUGCUGUGCCCGAGAAUUUGGUCCCCAAUGGGAUUUUAGAAUCCGAACUUCCUAGGGCUUCUGGUGGAUCAGAAAGGCUGGACAUGUUUUUCCCCUUCGAUCCCUGUUUGCUUAAGAAGUCUGAUAGAUACAUCAGGCCGAACUUUGUAUACUGGUCGAUGGUCAGACAUCCUUAUGACAGACAAGAUGACGAUGACGACGAAGAUAGCAGUGACGAAGAUGCUGCUAAUGUUACGGUCCGUGGUAAUAGGAUGAUGUUAGAUGAUGAUGAUAAUCGGAGUUUUGAUGAUGAAGAUUUUGAUGUUGAUGAUGAUUUUGACUACUCUUUGAACAAAAUGUCCAUAACUCCAAAACCUACUAUUUGCUAUCGUGCACAAAUGCCCUCAAGAAUCAGACCCUCCACUAGUCCGGAAUCUCUAUAG
Molecule: messenger RNA, 1917 nt
Organism: Oldenlandia corymbosa var. corymbosa
Lineage: Eukaryota; Viridiplantae; Streptophyta; Magnoliopsida; Gentianales; Rubiaceae
Source: the annotation of a GenBank genome assembly